Microtus oregoni (creeping vole) is the source of this 2134-nucleotide messenger RNA. It is a transcript of the gene Akap7, whose product is annotated as A-kinase anchoring protein 7. NCBI's taxonomy places the organism in Eukaryota, Metazoa, Chordata, Mammalia, Rodentia, Cricetidae. The record is from RefSeq and is a predicted model, not a curated record. Gene Ontology annotation, cellular component: cytosol. Bases 10 to 1176 code for a protein of 388 amino acids. Gene Ontology annotation, molecular function: protein kinase A regulatory subunit binding. The transcript is spliced from 8 exons.
GCGCCGGGGAUGCUGCGCCUUGCGGGGCUCCGCACCUCCGCAGGCCUGGCCGCCGCGGCCAGGGUCCCCGCCGCCCCGCGCCCCCCGGGCCUCAGCCUUCGUCUCCUCCGCGCCGCGACCGUGGAGCGCCCCGCUGCGGGAGAAAUAAAUUCCCACGAAUGUGAAAGCGUGUUAAGCAAAGACAAAGUCUCAGGGGAAUUAGAAGCCAGCACUGUGGACUCCCUGACGGACAUGCCGUUUGCUACUGUAGACAUUCAAGAUGAUUGUGGAAUCAUUGACGUACCUCAAGCAAAUUCAAAGAGAAGCAAAGAAAAUGAAGGCAUCAAGAAUGAGCACAUAAAGAAGAGGAAAAAACCCUCGAAAGAUUAUCAACCCAACUAUUUCUUGUCUGUUCCGAUCAUCAACAAAAAGAUUAUAGCAGGAAUUAAGGUCUUGCAAAAUACGAUACUACAACAGGAUAAACGACUGGCCAAAGCCAUGGUUGGUGAUGGUUCCUUUCAUAUCACCUUGCUGGUGAUGCAGUUAUUAAAUGAAGAUGAAGUAAACACUGGUACUGAUGCACUUUUGGAACUGAAGCCAUUCAUUGAGGAAAUCCUUCAAGGGAGGCACCUGACUUUGCCCUUCCAGGGCGUUGACACUUUCCGAAGUCAGGUUGGCUUUGUGAAGUUAGCAGAUGGAGAUCAUGUUAAUACCCUUACGGAGAUAGCAGAGACUGCACAAAGAAUAUUUCAAGAAAAAGGCAUCCUGGCAGGAGAAAGCAGAAGUUUUAAGCCUCACUUGACCUUUAUGAAACUGUCAAAAGCACCAGUGCUCAGGAAGCAGGGAGUGAAAAAAAUAGAGCCCGAAUUGUAUGAACAAUUCAUCAACCACAGAUUUGGAGAAGAAAUUCUGUACCGGGUAGAUCUGUGCUCCAUGCUGAAGAAAAAGCAAAGUAAUGGUUAUUACCACUGUGAGGCUUCCAUUGUGGUUGGCAAGAAGCCAGUUGGGAUCCAAGACUUAAUCAAUGAAGCUUUGCAGCGAGAAAGGAUGGAGCUGAAGUCCAAAGUGAAACAGAUCAAGGAACUUUUGCUAAAGCCUGAGACUCAGGCCAUGAUUAGGAAGGAGCUUUUUGAAGGAAGAGUUCUUAAUGACGGUAAUCACACAAGCGAUGCUGAUUCCAGCAUGACUUUGCUGUAGGUCUCUGCUGUGGUUCCGGCUGUGGAAAGUUUUUGACUCUCAGCCCAGUCCAUAGAUAGCCCUUUGGUAAAUAACUAAAGUGUUCUUACAGUGUCUACACAGCCCACGAACCAACAUUUGGUAAGGAAUUAACAACUUCUUGCCAAAGAAAACAUAUUUUUGCCUUAUCAUCAUCAUCAGCUAAAGUUGAGUUUUUGAAUGUUUGUUUGGGUGUUGUUGACUCAUUUUAUAGAAAUAACUUUUUAAUUAGCUGUUGUGAGAUGUUCCAUGGGUCCUUGCAGAUAAAAAACAAAAAACGUUGACCAUGAAAGAUCCUUUAUAGUCAAAACCAAAAUGAAACCAACAACAGUAUUCUAAGGGUCGCCUGCCUCCUGUUGAUAUGGCCCUUUUCUUACUAGCCUUGUCCUGGCUUGUCCAGUCUCACAUCACGUCGAUGACAAUUUGAAUGCUUAUUGAGUAUCAGUACUUGAAUGAACAUUUGUAAAUGUAAUCAUUGCAGUCGCUGGUUAAGAAUGUUUUUUUAAAUAAUAUCCACAUGUAUUAUUUUUCACUGAUGAAAAUGUAGUUUGCAUUUUCAUUUCUUAGUUAGCAAAUGUUCAGUGUUUUUAUUUUCUCCUUCUGUGAAGAUGAGCCCCAAGUCUUACGGUGGUCUUCACAGUUUGGAUAGUUUGCACUGGUUCAUUUUCAAAAGAACAUUCUUAAAAUGUUUCUCCCCAUGUGAUGUUUAUUUGUAACAGCUUUUUCAGUCAUCAUUUAAAAAUUGCUGCUACUAAUAGAGGAUGGGGGAAGGAAAUGAUUAGAGAUCAAAUGUAUAAUCAUCUCACUUAUACAAUACAGUUUGCUCAUGAAUUUUUGGCUAUUUUUUCCACUGGGUAAAUAAUACUACAUUGAUUCAUAAUGUAAUACUUUAUGAGUUCCUGCAUUUUCAUGCCUCUUAAUAAAUGUACUGCUUCCCCUG